UUUUUUCCUUUUCCAAACUUCGGAAGAAAAAGAAGGAAAUAUAGCGGAGCCACCAGCUUCACAGCUGCACACAGCAACAACAGAGGCGGCGACGACGAUGACAAAGAUCACUGAUUUGGACGAAGAUUCGUUGGCUCAUUGCGCAACCUAUCUUAGCCUUCAGGACCUUUCAAAUCUCGCCAUGACCUCCAAAUUUCUCAAAAAAAUCGCUUAUUCCGACUCCAUUUGGCUCCACCGUUUCAGGCUGCGUUGGCCGCUAGAAAUGCUAUCUAGCUCUUCUUCAGGAGUGAGGAAGGCCUAUUUGGAUUGGCAUACGGCGUUGCAUCAGUUCAAAUUUUCCGAUCCUUUAGUUCUAGAUUUGUAUACUGAAGCAAGGCCUUUUGAUCAUAUACUUCUUGAUAAGAAUGAUAUAAUCUUUUCUCAAGGUUCGAUCAUAAGAAUGAUGAAAACCGGAAGCUCUUUGAGUGGAGGUUCGCAUGUUAGAAUGAGUGAUCACAAUGCAAGAAUUACAUGCAUGAGAUUGUUUCCACUUGAUGAAACUUCUUUAGUUCGAAAUGAGAUGCAACGAGAUGAAAAUGUUUUAGUAACCUCAAGUUGUGACCACUCAAUUCGUCUGUGGUGGAAGGGUGCUUGUCAACGGUGCUUUAGAGGUCAUAAUGGUCCUGUUUCCAUCAUAUCUGAUAAAUUAUUAGGUGAUGGUGGUGUCAAAGUAUUGGCAAGUGGUGGGGAAGAUGGCACUGUUCGUCUCUGGUCCCUUCGCUCUAGCGGAAAACGUGGCCAACAAGCUUUAAAGGCUACACUAUAUGGGCAUCAGAAACCUGUUUCAUUGAUGUCAGUUGCUGGGUACAAACCUUCUCUUUUGGUAACCAUGUCAAAGGAUUCCAAGGUGAGAGUUUGGGAUACGACUACAUCAUCAGCUAUUCGUUCUUCUUGUUGUGUGGGAAUGACUUCCGUGCCUGGUGCUCCUGUGGCCAUGAAAUGCGAUGAAGCCUUGCUUUAUGUUGCUUCUGGUUCGUCUGUGGUGGUGGUUGAUUUAAGGACAAUGCAAAAGGUUUACACUGUGGCAGUAUAUAAACCAAAACUAUACUCCUUCGCCAUUAUGCCUUCCAAAUCUUUAAUAUGCACCGGCGGACUUGGCAAAGCAAUGCUUUGGGAUAUUAGGAGAAGCCAGGAGGCAUCAGAACUCAAACCGGUUACCGAAUUAGAUGGUCAUAUGGGUUCGGUGACACUACUGCAUAUGGAUCCAUAUAAAAUAGUUACUGGGGGGCUGGGGGAUAACUCUGUUCAUGCUUGGGAGAUUGACACUGGCAAACGAACAAAAUCUUUUCUCUGUAACCGUCCAGAGCUCGGAAGUGCCAAGAUCGGAUGUUCAGUCAUGGCCGUGAAUGCAUGCAGAAUCGUUACCACCAGUUACGGUGACAGUCAGGGACUUGUCAGUUUCCGCGAUUUCUCUGGAGCAACUCGUCCGGCUGUGUCAGAAUGUGAUGACGAAGUUGUGGAUGUCUCGAAAUUCUGGGGUACACAAACAUUUAGUGAUUCGGAUGGAUCUGAUGAAUGAUAAACUUGUAUCUCUGCUCUUUUCGUAUUGUUUCAUGUAAGGAGACUGCAAAUUUGUAAUAUUAAGAUAUA
Hibiscus syriacus is the source of this 1629-nucleotide messenger RNA. RefSeq lists its product as uncharacterized. The transcript is spliced from 8 exons. Bases 98 to 1558 code for a protein of 486 amino acids. The record is from RefSeq and is a predicted model, not a curated record. Gene Ontology annotation, molecular function: protein binding. Lineage: Eukaryota; Viridiplantae; Streptophyta; Magnoliopsida; Malvales; Malvaceae.